AUGACCUCCAGUAAGGGCAAUGUGCCUGACGAUCACGAAGAAACCGAACCAACUGGAGAUAUAAACGACAUUGAGAAGCAAGAGAGAACAACCCAUAUUGUUUGGGAGGAUGUGAAUCAUCCCGGGAGGGGCCGUUCAGAUGGCAGAACUGCUCGCCGCCAAUCGCGCAGUAGAAGCCAAGGUUCUAUUUCGAGUGUUCGAAGUCGUACUCACUCUGUAUCUGGCAUUCCUAUCGAGUUCCGCACACUUUCCAUCCAAGUGAGCGAGAGCAAAGCCAAAGCAAGAGAUCCGCCAUCGAAAGAUACCGACGAUACCAAAAACGCGAAUAGCGACUACUUUGGGCAACUCGACUACCACACACUGAGUGCGAAGAGUGUCUGCGACCGCUUCAACGUCUUUCAGAAGCAGGGUCUCAGCAAAGAGGCAGCUGCUACACGCCUUCAACGCGAUGGCAAAAAUGCGAUCCCUAGCCCACCCGAACACAUGUGGCGGAAAAUCUUUUGGUAUGUGUUCGGAGGCUUCUGUUCAGUUCUAUGGAUUGGAGUCAUCAUCUUCUUCAUAUGCUGGAGGCCUUUGGGAGACCCUCACCCUGCGGCGUAUAACCUGGGCCUGGCCAUCUUAGUGCUCAUCGUCAUCCUCCUUCAGGCUUGCUUCUCAGCCUUCCAAGAUUGGUCGACGAAGCGAACGAUGCAAUCGAUUUUGGACCUGCUUCCCUCGGAUGCGAUGGUCCUCCGUGACGGCUCGUUUGUAAAGGUUCCUUCUACAGAUAUCGUCGUCGGUGACAUCGUUCGUAUCUCCAUCGGCGACAAAGUACCUGCCGACAUGCGUUUGUUGACCUCUUCGGGCGAUGUACGAUUCGAUCGUUCCAUGAUAACAGGAGAAGCCGAGGAAGUAGAUGGUGCGCUUGAUUCUACGGACGAAAACUUCCUUGAGUCGCGCAACAUCUCUUUCAUGGGAACUAUGGUGGUCAACGGCAGCGCUGUUGGAAUUGUUGUGUUGACAGGACAGAACUCCGUCAUGGGUCGUAUCGCGCAGGCAACGUCUGGGGUCAAGGAAGAACCUACUCUUAUCCAACGCGAGAUCAGUCGAUUCGUCUAUAUCAUUGUAUGCUUGACAGUAUGCCUUGCGCUCUUAUUAUUAUUCGUCUGGGUCGGGUGGCUACGAAAAGACCACAAGGGCUUCCUCUCCGUCAUCGCUAUGCUCAACAAUGUUAUGGGUUGUGUGGUCGCAUUCAUUCCAGAGGGUAUGCCGGUUGGCGUAGCGCUGACGCUCAUGAUGGUAGCGCGACGCAUGAAGAGUGCCAACGUCUUGCCCAAAGGACUAUCUACAGUUGAGACUCUCGGAUGUGUCAACGUCAUAUGCUCCGACAAGACGGGCACCCUCACUGAGAACAAAAUGACAGUCACUUCAAUAGGAUUUGUGGAUGAGCUGAAGUCUGCGGAGGACCUUGCGCCUAUGCUCGCUUCUGAAAGCUGUCCAGGGGCUUUGCAAGAGCUCCACAAGGCCGCUAUCUUGUGCAACGACGCCAUGUUCGAUCCUACAACCAUUCAACUUCCCGUAAGCGAAAGAGCUAUUCAAGGAAAUGCGACCGAUGGGGCUGUGUUACGCUUUGCUGAAGGAGCGAAGCUGGGGCGUUCUCUCCACGAGACUCUCCCUCGCGUCUUUUCGAUCCCGUUCAACUCAAAGAAUAAAUGGAUGCUCUCGUUACAUGAACAAGGAAAGAAAAGCGAAGAAUCGGAAAAGCCGGAAUUUUUGGUUCUUGUUAAAGGCGCGCCCGAUGUACUACUCCCAAAAUGCUCCUCUUGGCUGUCAUUCCGUACAAACACUGUCCAACCGCUGGACAGUGAAGCACGACACCUUCUAUCCCAGGCGCAAGAGAAACUCUCGCGCAAUGCAGAACGUGUCAUCAUGCUCUGCCAGCGGCAAUACAAGCCAGUUGCAUCCCUACGCUCCAACGCCUUUUCGGACGAACUCACUGAACAUGCUCUCACUGAUCUCACCAUCAUCGGCAUUUUGGGCAUCCUCGACCCCCCACGUCCGGAAUCAGCUGAAACUGUUGCAACGUGUCGUAGAGCUGGUAUCAGAUUCUUCAUGGUUACAGGUGACUUUGGUCUCACGGGAGCUGCAAUCGCCCGGCGAAUUGGCAUCUUCUCUAGCGAUAGAGAACCGGACACAAUAACGGACAUUGUAGAUCGCAAUGCUUCGGGAGACGUGGCGACUGCAAAAACCAUUUCUAGCAGCUCCGGAAACCAAUCUCUACUUCUUGAAGGCACGCAACUUGGCGAUCUGAGCGACGCUGAUUGGGACGUGGUUUGUCAAUACGAGGAAAUUGUGUUCGGGCGCACAACACCUGAACAGAAACUGCGCAUUGUCAACGAGCUCAAGGGACGUCAAAAUGUAGUCGCUGUGACUGGAGACGGGGUUAACGAUGCCCCUGCCCUUCGUGCUAGCGAUGUAGGUAUCGCUAUCGUAUCCGGUUCUGACGUUGCCCUGGAAGCCUCCGACUUGGUCCUGAUGGAUAAGUUCUCUUCAAUCAUCGAUGGUAUUCGUCUUGGGCGACUUGUGUUUCAGAAUCUUCAGAAAGUUAUUGGUUACCUCUUGCCCGCAGGGUCCUGGUCUGAAAUAUGGCCCGUUCUCCUGAAUGUCUUCUUUGGAGUGCCCCUUCCGUUGAGCUCUUUUCUCAUGAUUAUCAUCUGUGUUUUCACGGAUCUCUUCUGCUCGCUCUCCCUUAUCAUGGAACGUGAGGAGUUUGAUCUUCUCUCACUACCUCCCCGAGACACCAAACGCGAUCAUCUCAUCAACGUCAAGAUCUACAUCCAGUCAUAUCUCUUCAUUGGAGUGAUGCAGACUGUCUGCGCGCAUUCAAUGUUCUUCCUUUACAUGUGGCGCCAUGCAAAGAUACCUGCUUCCGCCCUCUUCUUUGCCUACGAAAAGUACACCGACGGUUUCUAUGGGUACAGCAUGGACGAACUCAACCACUUCAACACCGUCGGACAAUGCGUCUACUUUGUCACUCUUGUCAUUUUACAAUGGGGCAAUAUCCUGUCUAUCCGCAACAAGCGCCUCAGCAUCCUACAGGCCGACCCGUUCCGCAAAGACCGGCGUAAUCCUUGGCUGGCUGCGGGUAUCCUUGUCAGCCUGUGCAUUGCUAUCUUUGUAACGGAGGUUGAAGGCAUACAGAACCUAUUUGGUACUGCUUCGGUACCAAUGGAGUUCUGGCUCAUUCCCAUCCCAUUGGCGCUUGGUAUUAUAGUCAUGGAUGAGAUGAGGAAGUUGGCUGUCAGGAUGUGGCCAAACGGGCCCAUUGCACGCAUUGCAUGGUAG
Bipolaris zeicola 26-R-13 is the source of this 3324-nucleotide messenger RNA. RefSeq lists its product as uncharacterized. Gene Ontology annotation, cellular component: membrane. The record is from RefSeq and is a predicted model, not a curated record. The transcript is spliced from 3 exons. Gene Ontology annotation, biological process: proton transmembrane transport; intracellular potassium ion homeostasis; sodium ion export across plasma membrane. The coding region runs from base 1 to 3324 and encodes 1107 amino acids. NCBI's taxonomy places the organism in Eukaryota, Fungi, Ascomycota, Dothideomycetes, Pleosporales, Pleosporaceae. Gene Ontology annotation, molecular function: ATP hydrolysis activity; ATP binding; P-type sodium:potassium-exchanging transporter activity.